AUGAAUGGGGGGUGGGAUGCCUGGACGCCCACGGCGGCCUUUUAUGACAAUCGGGACUCGUUGUCUUUUCUCUUUGCUAUUUUGGGAUUAAACCCCUUCUUUUUGUUAGUCUUUCUUUCAGGACUUGCGAGUGCAGCGCAAUUCCGACAGCAGACACCAGCCAUUAUACUUCUCUUGGGGCUUUCGUACAACUCGCUUCUAAACUUCUUUUUGAAACGAUUUUUUCGAAAUCCGAGGCCACUCCAUCCGGCGAAGGGAAGUUUUGACUUUGGCGUCCCGAGUGCUCACGGGAUGCCCAGCGACCACGCCCAGUUCAUGUUCUUUUUCGUUACGUGGUUGAUGCGCCGCGCCGCUUUGACGGGGCUGCCGAUGAGUUUGGGCAUGCGGGCCUUCUUGAUUUCGUCAGCCUUGGCAGUAUCCUACGGCCGCGUAUACAACAGCCACCACUACCCCUCACAGGUGGUUGUGGGGGCCCUCAUUGGCGUCACGAACGCCUACUUGUGUACCACGCCAAUAGGUGAGGCAGUACUGCGGCAGUUGGCAGUAGCCGUGACACCAAUGAGGGAUUUUUUUACGGAGUGGGUAAGAUUUGUUGUUUAA
Messenger RNA from Trypanosoma cruzi, 600 nucleotides. RefSeq names its product PAP2 family protein, putative. Lineage: Eukaryota; Euglenozoa; Kinetoplastea; Trypanosomatida; Trypanosomatidae. The record is from RefSeq and is a predicted model, not a curated record. The transcript has a single exon. Gene Ontology annotation, molecular function: sphingosine-1-phosphate phosphatase activity. The coding region runs from base 1 to 600 and encodes 199 amino acids.